AUGGCUCAAGAUCUGCUUUAUCGGGGAGGUUUUUGGAUGGAGGGUCGUGUUGACAACUACAACGACAUGGAGGAAAUUAGGAGGAUGCUACGGCAACUUACGGAACGCGUCGCUCGCAUCGAAGCUCGAACCCAAAUAGGUAAGAGUUAUGACGGGGAGAGAUGCAUGAACCCUUAUCUGAACCGAGUAGCUCGCAUCGACACUCUAAGCCGUGGGAGUCUCGACGGGGAGUACGAGGGGGAUAGCCCUUUUCAUUAUUGCGCUUCGCUGUGUGAGUCAAGUGUAGAGGGGCACGGUUAUUCUCAUUGUGUCUUUGAAGCUAUUUUGAUCUUACUCCCAUUGAAGGAACAAAAUCAAGGUGACGCCCCUACUGAAGGCAACAAUGUGGGAACAGAAUGUCCUCGCGAAAACCAAUCAGCAUUCGAUACAUAUAUGCAUAUAGAGAAAUUCCCUGAGGGUGUUAGGAAAUAUAUCACUCACCAGACUGAAGUUCUUCCGGAUGGUAACUGUGGAUAUAGAGCCAUAGCUAUGGCAAUGAGAUUUGGUCAUAAUGAAUGGCGUAGGGUACGCAAGGAUUUGUUGCAACAACUACAUGAUAUGUCUUUUGUUUUUAAGAAGUGUAUUCGGGAACAUAAACGAUACAACGAGAUUGAGCGAGCGCUAAAUUAUUUUGAUGAUGGAUUUGCACCAUUCUUUUGUUGGAUGACCAUGCCUGAUAUGGGACAUAUUAUUGCCACACGUUAUAAUGUGGUUUUAAUCCUUCUAAGCAUGCGUCAAUGCCUUACAUUUCUUCCUUUCUCAGUUCAAUCAAGCGAAACCAAGCUAAAUGAGAUUGCCAUUGGUUUUGUUGACGAUGAUCACUAUGUCCAGGUUCAUUUGUCUCCAGAUCAUCCUAUUCCACCAGUUUCUAGAAUGUGGCAUGAACAAAGUGACAUAUGCAAUGUAACACAUUUGUACUCGAGGUACCAAGCACGUGUGGAUGCUUUUCAACAACUUCCGGGAGUGGAGAAUGUAGCUACUACAGAUACCGUCAUCCUAAUGACUGAUGAAAAUGCACCUGUUACAUAA
This is a messenger RNA of Prunus armeniaca (apricot), 1068 nucleotides long. NCBI's taxonomy places the organism in Eukaryota, Viridiplantae, Streptophyta, Magnoliopsida, Rosales, Rosaceae. The record is from the annotation of a GenBank genome assembly.